GGGAUUUAAUGGGCUUAAUAGUUUGAUUUCUUAUAAAUGGGCUGAGCGGCGACAACUCUAGGCCCAUAAUUAAAACGACUGCGGUUUCCAUUUUAGAAAGCGCGCUUUUAUGUUUGGCGUCGGUGACAGCGACUUUCGUCCGCUUUUUCUUUAAACCGAAGCAACGGUUUUGAUCCGUACGAAUAAAAAAACCAACGGUGGAGAUUACGCGACGAGGAAGUUGACUUAUGAGUUACGACCGGUAAGUCUUAUAAUAGACUAGUAGAUAAAAUCUCAGCCGUCCAUCUAUAGAUCAACGGUGUCUGUAAAACGUCUAAGCAAAAAAAAAAAAAAAAUAAGAAAACGAUCGUCGUCUCCAAAAUUGACUCUUCUGCUAGAUCUUCGAUCGUCGUCUCCGAAUCUCCAGGCGUAAUCCCCCUUGGACCUAGCUCUUUUUUGAUUCGAGAGUAUUAUAAUCUAUUUGAAUCAGAAUUUAGGGAUCUGUAGUAGUUUCGGGGGGCAUUUUUGACGACGGCGAGAUAUGGCCGGGAAGAGUGGAGACUCGGUGUCGAUCUCGGUGCCGUAUAGGAAUUUGAGGAAGGAUGUUGAAGUUGAGAUGGCGACGAAGCAUGGAAACGAACGCGCUUCUUCUUCUUCCUCUUCGUCUUCGUCGUCUUCUCCUUUGAAUGGUUCCGAUGGUGGUGAACCCGUGGCGAAGGAUUGUAGCUUGGUGACGCUGGUGCUUAGCUGUACAGUGGCUGCUGGUGUUCAAUUUGGAUGGGCAUUGCAACUUUCUCUCCUCACUCCUUAUAUUCAGACCCUUGGAAUAUCGCACGCUUUUUCUUCGUUUAUUUGGCUAUGCGGCCCUAUUACAGGCCUCGUGGUCCAGCCUUGUGUGGGCAUUUGGAGUGAUAAAUGUACUUCAAAGUAUGGAAGAAGACGACCUUUCAUCCUCGUGGGAUCACUCAUGAUCUCUAUAGCAGUGAUAAUUAUCGGGUUUUCUGCAGACAUUGGGUAUUUGUUAGGAGAUACAAAGGAACAUUGCAGUACUUUCAAAGGCACACGGACCAGGGCAGCUUUUGUCUUUAUCCUUGGGUUUUGGUUGUUGGAUCUAGCAAACAACACAGUACAGGGACCUGCUCGUGCUCUUCUAGCUGAUCUAUCAGGUCCUGAUCAGCGGAAUACUGCAAAUGCUGUCUUCUGCUUGUGGAUGGCUAUUGGUAAUAUCCUUGGGUUUUCUGCUGGGGCUAGUGGACGAUGGCAAGAAUGGUUUCCUUUCCUAACCAGUAGAGCAUGUUGUGCCGCAUGUGGAAAUCUUAAAGCAGCUUUUCUUCUUGCAGUGGUCUUUCUCACUAUAUGCACUCUUGUCACAAUCUAUUUUGCGAAAGAGAUUCCUUUGGCAAGCAGUAAGCCCACACGCAUACCAGAUUCUGCACCUUUGCUGGAUGAUCUCCAGCCUGAAGGCCUUGAGCACUCAAAAUCGAACCAUGGUGCUGCCAAUGGGAUUAAUUAUGAGAGAGUGGAACGUGAUAUGGAUGGGCAUCUUGAAAAGUCAAACAAUGAGCAUCAAGAUGAGACCUUCAUUGAUGGCCCUGGAUCUGUUCUAGUGAAUUUGCUAACCAGUUUAAGGCAUUUGCCGCCUGCUAUGCACUCUGUUCUUAUCGUAAUGGCUCUAACAUGGCUAUCGUGGUUCCCCUUCUUUCUGUUUGAUACAGAUUGGAUGGGAAGAGAAGUUUACCAUGGUGAUCCAACGGGAGAUAGUUUGCGCGUGGAACUUUAUGAUCAAGGUGUUCGGGAAGGUGCAUUUGGCUUGUUACUAAACUCUGUUGUCCUUGGGAUCAGCUCAUUCUUGAUUGAACCAAUGUGUCAGCGGAUGGGUGCACGAGCUGUAUGGGCUCUGAGCAAUUUUACAGUAUUCGCAUGCAUGGCAGGAACAGCUCUUAUUAGCUUGAUGUCUUUGAGGGAUAACUCUAAAGGAAUUGAACAUAUAAUAGAUGGAAACGAAACAACAAGAACUGCAGCCAUAAUCGUUUUUGCACUCCUUGGUUUUCCUCUAGCUAUCACAUACAGUGUCCCUUUCUCUGUCACAGCAGAAGUCACUGCUGAUUCCGGUGGUGGUCAAGGUUUGGCUAUAGGAGUGUUGAACCUUGCAAUCGUUAUCCCUCAGAUGAUAGUCUCGCUUGGAGCGGGUCCAUGGGAUGCAUUGUUUGGAGGAGGAAACUUACCUGCGUUUGUUUUGGCGUCUGUUGCUGCUUUUGCUGCCGGAGUUAUUGCUUUGCGUAGCCUUCCCACACUAUCUAGUUCUUUCAAGUCUACUGGUUUCCAUAUCGGGUGAAAACUUUUAAACCGGGACUCCAAUACAAAACCGAGCCACACAGUUUUUUUCAUGAGGUAUAGACUUAAAAUUCAGAUUCUUUUUGUUGGCCAUGUUCUCGUCUCUCGACAUAUAUGUAUGUAGGUUUUGUACAUUUUUAGUUUUGUUGUAAUGUAACGACACAACAAUGGGACUAUAAAUUUACAAAUACACCUCUUUUAUCA
This is a messenger RNA of Brassica oleracea var. oleracea, 2517 nucleotides long. RefSeq names its product sucrose transport protein SUC3. Gene Ontology annotation, molecular function: sucrose:proton symporter activity. The record is from RefSeq and is a predicted model, not a curated record. Gene Ontology annotation, cellular component: membrane. Bases 521 to 2314 code for a protein of 597 amino acids. Lineage: Eukaryota; Viridiplantae; Streptophyta; Magnoliopsida; Brassicales; Brassicaceae. The transcript is spliced from 14 exons. Gene Ontology annotation, biological process: transmembrane transport.